AUGGCUGCGGGCGUCCCCUGUGCGCUUGUCACUAGCUGCUCUUCCACCUUCACCGGAGACCGGCUGGUCCAACAUAUCCUUGGAGCAGAAGAUCUUCUCGUGGAAGUGACUGCUGAUGAUACCGUGAGGUUUUACCCCUGGACCAUUGAUAACAAAUACUAUUCGGCAGACAUCAAUCUGUGCGUGGUGCCAAACAAAUGUCUCGUCACUGCCGAGGUGGCGGAGUCCGUCCAAGCGUUGGUGGUUUACUUUGACAGCACGCAAAAAUCUGGUCUUGAUAGUGUUUCCUCCUGGCUUCCACUGGCAGAAGCAUGGCUACCUGAGGUCAUGAUCUUGGUCUGUGACAGAGUAUGUGAAAAUGGUGUAAACCGACAAAAAGCUCAAGAAUGGUGUAUCAAACAUGGCUUUGAAUUGGUAGAGCUUAGUCCGGAAGAGCUGCCGGAGGAGGAUGAUGACUUCCCAGAAUCUACAGGAGUAAAGCGAAUCAUUCAAGCCUUGAAUGCAAACGUCUGGUCCAAUGUAGUGAUGAAGAAUGAUAGGAACCAAGGCUUUAGCCUUCUCAGCUCAUUGGCUGGAGCAAACCAUAGCAUUGGGUCAGCAGAGAUGCGUCACUCAGAGCAGCCCCGUUUGCCAGCAGCAGCUAGGACUGAAUCUCUCUUGGAUCAUCGGGGCGGUGCAUCUAACACAACAGAUGCCCAGGCAGAUAGCAUCGUGGAUCCCAUGUUAGAUCUGGAUAUUCAAGAAUUAGCCAGUCUUACCACUGGUGGAGGAGAUUUGGAGAAUUUUGAAAGACUGUUUUCCAAGUUAAAGGAAAUGAAAGACAAGGCUGCGACGCUUCCUCACGAGCAGAGAAAGUUGCAUGCAGAAAAGGUGGCCAAGGCCUUCUGGAUGGCAAUUGGGGGAGACAGAGAUGAAAUUGAAGGCCUUUCAUCGGAUGAAGAACACUAA
Molecule: messenger RNA, 948 nt
Organism: Puma concolor (puma)
Lineage: Eukaryota; Metazoa; Chordata; Mammalia; Carnivora; Felidae
Gene: AAGAB
Product: alpha and gamma adaptin binding protein
Source: RefSeq, a predicted model, not a curated record